Molecule: messenger RNA, 604 nt
Organism: Camelina sativa (false flax)
Lineage: Eukaryota; Viridiplantae; Streptophyta; Magnoliopsida; Brassicales; Brassicaceae
Source: RefSeq, a predicted model, not a curated record
ACAACAUGACGUACCUAACUCACUCUUUGCUCUUCUUCUUCUCUUGCUUGUCUUUGCUUCUAUGUGUCUCUAAUGCAGGAAGCAGACCUGUCCAUGGUCCAGCUUAUACAAACCCAUCUGCUUUCUCUCCAGAAGCUUACGAUUUCUUUCACCCAAAAUCAUCAAUCCCUGAUCACAACAAUCCACCCGAAAACUCACCUUCUUCGCCAUCGACUUCACCUACACCUUCACCUUCAAAGACAUCAAUCGUAGAAGCAGACUCACAAGGAAGUAAAGUUUCAUCAGACGAACACACAACAAGUGAGAGUCGUCGCAGAGAAGAUGAAGAAGGACGAGGAGAAACCAUUGGAGUAGUGUUAGGCCUUUCUUUCGCAGCGUUUCUCUCAUUGGGUAUCUACUUUGUGAUCAAGAAACGACGUGCUCGUAUGAUCCGUACUAUUGUGACUCACUCUGAUGCUUGAAUUAACGACAACUAUAGUUCUUAAUUUCUUUUCAAGUUCUUUGCCGAUUGCUACUAUAUAACGUUACAAUGUGUCAAAGAAGCUAGAAUUGAGUUUGUUAGUUUGGUUCGAUCGGAUUUGGAUUGAUUCUCAUUUCGAAGAUA